GUUAGCACCUGAUUCCCUUGAAUAGUGGCGAUCUGAUCAUGGAAGAUGAGACUGGUGGCGGCCGAGGGAACCCUGGUCCGGCCCUCACUCCGCCGGGCGAGACCAGAACCAUGUUUGCCUCACGCCCAAACGCAUCGUCAUCCUCUGCAUCGCAAGGCCCCAUCAGCCAUCCAUGGCCGCCGCAGUUUGAAGCUGCAGUAUCGUCGAGAAUGACGGGAGCGGCCAUGACGGAAUAUGUCAGUGUGGCUCACAAGGACGACCAUGGUGGCACUGCCGGCGACUUGUACCGCAUAAACCUCGCGGACGAGAAUGGUUGUGCGCACGCCGUGAACUUGCAGCCCCCACGCGUCAUGUCAGGAGGAGCAGUCCGGGAGGAUACGACCACAGCCAUGAGAGGAGAAGGAGGUCAGCAGGACGACGGGGUCGCUGGUGUAGAGCAACAUAUGCAGGCGAUUGAUAAAGUUGGAGAAACGUUGAUUGUUCCAGAAGUUGGAUUGGCUUUCGAUUCAGAGGACAGCGCUUAUGAUAUGUACAACGCAUAUGCCGCCAAGGUUGGGUUCAGUGUCAGAAAAAGUCACACAAAGUGACGAGGUGAUAAAAGUAUAUCCC
Molecule: messenger RNA, 609 nt
Organism: Triticum aestivum (bread wheat)
Lineage: Eukaryota; Viridiplantae; Streptophyta; Magnoliopsida; Poales; Poaceae
Exons: 2
Coding region: 39-587 (182 amino acids)
Source: RefSeq, a predicted model, not a curated record